Messenger RNA from Momordica charantia (bitter melon), 980 nucleotides. The record is from RefSeq and is a predicted model, not a curated record. NCBI's taxonomy places the organism in Eukaryota, Viridiplantae, Streptophyta, Magnoliopsida, Cucurbitales, Cucurbitaceae.
ACAACCGCAGCUUAAACUUAAAGUAUCUUUCUUGUUGUUCCAAUGUCGGCCUCAACAAUGGCUCUCUCCUCCCCCUCACUCGCCGGAAAGGCGGUGAAGCUCACGCCCUCCUCCCCUGAGCUUCUCGGCAAUGGGAGAGUCAGCAUGAGGAAAUCCGUCUCCAAGUCUGUUUCUUCUGGAAGCCCGUGGUAUGGACCUGACCGUGUCAAGUAUUUGGGCCCGUUCUCCGGUGAGCCUCCGUCCUACCUAACUGGAGAGUUUCCCGGAGACUAUGGUUGGGACACUGCCGGACUUUCUGCAGAUCCUGAGACCUUUGCAAAGAACCGCGAACUCGAAGUCAUCCACUCCAGGUGGGCUAUGCUUGGGGCCUUGGGCUGCGUGUUCCCGGAGCUUCUAUCCCGCAACGGUGUGAAAUUCGGGGAAGCGGUAUGGUUCAAGGCUGGAUCUCAGAUCUUCAAUGAAGGUGGGCUCGACUACUUGGGCAACCCCAGCUUGAUCCACGCACAGAGCAUUUUNAGCUUGAUCCACGCACAGAGCAUUUUGGCCAUCUGGGCAUCUCAGGUUGUGUUGAUGGGCGCCGUCGAGGGCUACCGUAUUGCCGGUGGUCCCCUCGGUGAGGUGACCGACCCGAUCUACCCAGGUGGAAGCUUUGACCCAUUGGGUUUGGCUGAUGACCCAGAGGCAUUUGCUGAAUUGAAAGUGAAGGAGCUCAAGAACGGAAGGUUGGCCAUGUUCUCCAUGUUUGGGUUCUUCGUUCAGGCCAUUGUGACUGGAAAGGGUCCAUUGGAGAACUUGGCAGACCAUCUUGCAGACCCAGUUAACAACAACGCCUGGGCCUACGCCACAAACUUUGUUCCCGGAAAGUGAGUGAGGAAGUAGAAUUUGUAAAGAGGAGCGAAUGAGAGAGUUUCUAUGCUGUUGAAAUUAUUGCUGGUGGUGUACAUUAGAUGAAAAAUGAAUGGAAGUUCUUUUGUGUGAAA